GUUCAGCCUUCGGCUGAUGCCACCGCACCGCAUUCGCCAUGGAGCUGGCGCUGGGGACCUCAGCCACGGUGCUGCCUCUGCUGUUGCUGCUGGGCCUGAGUACCGGAACAGUCAUUGACUGGCCUGCAGAGGAGGGAAAGGAAGUAUGGGAUUAUGUGACUGUCCGAAAGGAUGCUCACAUGUUCUGGUGGCUCUAUUAUGCCAUGAACCCCUGCAAGAACUUCUCGGAGCUGCCCCUGGUCAUGUGGCUUCAGGGCGGUCCCGGCGGUUCCAGCACUGGAUUUGGAAACUUUGAGGAAAUCGGGCCCCUUGAUAGUGAUCUGAAGCCGAGAAGAACUACCUGGCUCCAGUCGGCCAGUCUCCUAUUUGUGGAUAACCCUGUGGGCACUGGGUUCAGUUACGUGAACAAGAGUGAUGCGUAUGCCAGAGACCUCGACAUGGUGGCGUCAGACAUGCUGGUUCUCCUAAAGACCUUCUUCGAUUGCCACAAAGAAUUCCAGACGGUUCCAUUCUACAUUUUCUCAGAGUCCUACGGAGGAAAAAUGGCUGCUGGCAUUGGUCUAGAACUUCAUAAGGCCAUUCAGCAAGGGACCAUCCAGUGCAACUUCGGUGGCGUUGCUUUGGGUGACUCGUGGAUCUCCCCUAUAAAUUCGGUGCUCUCCUGGGGACCCUACCUGUAUAGCGUGUCUCUUCUCGAUGACCAAGGUCUGGUAGAGGUGUCACAGAUUGCAGAGCAAGUCCUGGAUGCUGUGAAUAAGGAGCACUACGUAGAGGCCACCCAGCUGUGGGGGAAAGCGGAAAUGGUCAUCGAACAGAAUACGGAUGGAGUGAACUUCUACAACAUUUUAACUAAGAGCACUCCCAUGGCUACAAUGGAGUCGAGCCUGGAGUUCACCCAGAGCCACGUAGUUCGCCUCUACCAACGCCACGUGAGACACCUGCAACAGGAUGCCCUGAGUCAGCUCAUGAAUGGUCCCAUCAGGAAGAAGCUCAAAAUUAUUCCUGAUGAUUGCUCCUGGGGAGGCCAGUCUGCCAGCGUCUUCCAGAACAUGGAGGGGGACUUCAUGAAGCCGGUCAUCAGCGUCGUGGAUGAGUUGCUGGAAGCCGGGGUCAAUGUCACUGUGUAUAACGGACAGCUCGACCUCAUCGUGGACACCAUGGGUCAGGAGGCCUGGAUGCGGAAACUGAAGUGGGCUGAACUGCCCAAAUUCAAUAAGCUGAAAUGGAAGGCCCUGUACAGUGACCCUAAAUCUUCUGAAACGUCUGCAUUUGUCAAGUCCUACAAGAACCUGUCUUUCUACUGGAUUCUCAGAGCCGGGCACAUGGUUCCUUCUGACCAAGGGGACAUGGCUCUGAAGAUGAUGAGGAUGGUGACUCAGCAGGAGUAGGCUGGACCGGAGGUGAGUUGCUUGGCCGUGGGGCGCAGGGGCCGAAGCCAGCACGCUGCAGCUGUGAGAGGUGCUGCUCUCCCCCUUGAAGCCGUUCACCUGUGUGCCUGAAGCUUCCUGCUGCUUCUCCAGAGAACAGAAUCACCACCUCUGUGGCCACCUGGAAAUCAGUUCUGCUUCUGAACAAGCCUGAGUUGUUUUCUUUUUUAACAGAUUUGUUGUCAUCAAAAUGGAGGGUUGAAAUAAGGUAACAUGUUUGUAUUACAAAAGUAAGUUAUGUGAUUUAUGAGGAAAAAAGAAAAAGACACGUAAACAACAGAAUAAAUACUGUUUUACUCCCUUCCGUGGGAUAAACUCUAUUGUCCAUUUAGUAUCUAUCUUUGGAAGUCUUUUUUUGCUACAUAUGCAUAUAUAUUUUUUACAAAAAUGGAAUCAUUACCCUAUGUUGUUUUACUCCCUUAUUCACGUAUUCGUUUCUCCCAACCUCUUCACGUCAAUAAAUGUUCUUCUGUAACA
This is a messenger RNA of Hyaena hyaena (striped hyena), 1904 nucleotides long. RefSeq names its product serine carboxypeptidase 1 (gene SCPEP1). Gene Ontology annotation, biological process: proteolysis. The record is from RefSeq and is a predicted model, not a curated record. The transcript is spliced from 13 exons. Gene Ontology annotation, molecular function: serine-type carboxypeptidase activity. Bases 39 to 1388 code for a protein of 449 amino acids. Lineage: Eukaryota; Metazoa; Chordata; Mammalia; Carnivora; Hyaenidae.